Molecule: messenger RNA, 1418 nt
Organism: Apis florea (little honeybee)
Lineage: Eukaryota; Metazoa; Arthropoda; Insecta; Hymenoptera; Apidae
Gene: Hand
Product: heart- and neural crest derivatives-expressed protein
Biological process (GO): regulation of transcription by RNA polymerase II; developmental process
Molecular function (GO): DNA-binding transcription factor activity, RNA polymerase II-specific; protein dimerization activity; RNA polymerase II transcription regulatory region sequence-specific DNA binding
Source: RefSeq, a predicted model, not a curated record
UUUUAUGGAGCUACAUAUUUUGUGGACAAUUACAAUUAAUCGAAGAUAUUUUUUACUUCGCCACGAUUUGAAAAAGAAAUCAUUACACGCUUAUUUUUGCACAAUCAUCAAAUUUCACAAUCAUCGUUACCAUGUUCAUUGUCAGAGAUAUUAUCAUGAUCUAUUACGCAGUUUGGAAUUUAUAAUAUAUCUAUGAUGGAGAGGAACGAAGACAUUUGAAGAAAUUAUAUACCAUCGUACGUCUAUUUUGUGAAUAAAAUUAUUAUUAAUCGAAAUUUUCCUCCAUUGGAAUUGGAUAUAAUUUAUCCAACAGAUCUUCGUCACGAGCUACAUUAGAACUACGUUAGAUCUAAAUUGAAAUUUUCUUCAAUUUUUCUCGAUACGAGAUUGUUGUGAUGCCCUAAGAAGGAUCUGUUAUUAAACGGAAAUUAAAACUUUUUAAAAAGAUUGAAUUUUGUUGUGGAUAUAUUUGAAUCAGUUGAUCAGUGGUGCAAGAAAAAAAAAGUGAAAGAAAAAUAGAAGGAAUUUAAUAUGAUGUUGGGAAGCUACGAGGCGCAGCCGGAUUAUUAUCCGCAAUGGCAUCAACCCUAUAAUUAUGUUACACAAUUACCGUAUGGUCCGUUGAACAUGCCAGAUGCGGAUAGCCAAUCGACGUACUGGGGCGCGGAUUCCGGGAUUUCUGGGGGUAGUUCUGGCGCUGGAAGCCCCACCGCCUCAACACCUCCCUUGAUCGAAGAGAUUGGUGUCCAGGAGCCCAGUUACUCCCCUCUACAACAAUACCCGCAAACUUCGAUGAACCAACACUAUUCCAAUCUAACUUACCCACCCCAGCAAGACGUCCCUCAUCAUCAUUUUCACCAUCAUCAUCAUAAUCAUCAACAAAAUCAUAGAAGAGAUAGCGAUUAUUCCACGGUUUCUUCGAUGAAUCAAAUCGAUGGCUCGCUUCAGCAACAUCUUAGACAAGGAGUCAGAGACGGUGGCGUAGUAGUCAGGCCUAAAAGAAGAAAUACAGCGAACAAGAAAGAAAGAAGACGAACACAGAGCAUAAACAACGCGUUUGCCGACCUUCGUGAUUGUAUACCGAAUGUACCGGCAGAUACGAAGUUAUCGAAAAUUAAGACGUUGAGACUAGCAGCUUCGUAUAUUGGAUACUUGAUGGCGGUAUUGGAGAGUGACGAGGGAGAGGAACCGCAAACUUUUCGCGCCGAGAUUUUGUCCAAUGGCAGGAGGAACAAGACGGUUCAGGCAAAUCAGGAAUAUAUCAAAUUGCAUGAUAAUGAAGACAUGGAUAGACAGAUCGAGACAGGUCGAGACAAGUCGAGACAAGUUGAAACAGGUUUCGAAAUUGUAUAUUAUCCACGUAAUAAAAUUAUAUUGCUAAUUAUCCAGAUUUUAAAUUUUUAACAAAAUUUUUUAUC